Messenger RNA from Acaulospora colombiana, 933 nucleotides. Lineage: Eukaryota; Fungi; Glomeromycota; Glomeromycetes; Diversisporales; Acaulosporaceae. The record is from the annotation of a GenBank genome assembly.
AUGACCGACAAUCUCGUAGAGUUCACUGCAGAUAUUGAUUUAAAAAAAUUGACCGAAGAACAUAAAAACACGGCAAUAAUCCUGGACUUUUGGGCUGCCUGGGCACAGCCAUGUGAACAAAUGAACGAAGUAUUUGCGGAAUUAGCAAAAAAGCAUGCUUCCCUCAAAUUUAUCAAGAUUGAAGCAGAAAAGUUCCCAGAGACUUCUGAAUCCUUCGAGAUCGUAGCAGUGCCGAGCUUUAUCGUUCUCAAGAACGGAAAGGUUGUGGACCGCGUUGAUGGAGCGAAUGCAUCAGAACUCACGAGUACAGUAGAAAAGCAUGCCAAAACUACAACAUUUAAACCUACCCCAGCUCAACCUCGUGAAGCGCCUAAAGUUGAUUUAAAUACACGUCUCAAAGAAUUAGUUAAUACCGAUUCAGUUAUGGUGUUUAUAAAGGGUACUCCGAGUCAACCUCGAUGCGGCUUCACACGACAGCUUGUAGAAAUUCUCAACGAAAACAAUGUGAAGUUUAGUUCAUUUAACAUUUUGACUGACGAAGAGGUCAGACAAGAACUUAUUGGCGGAUUAGACAUUGUGAAAGAAAUGAUUGCCACAGGGAGUUUCAAAGAAAAACUACCGAAAGGAAAGGAUCUUGAUGAGCGACUUCAAGAAUUAACCACAAAGUCGAAAUUAGUUAUAUUCAUAAAAGGUUCACCCGAUGCCCCGCGUUGCGGAUUCACAAGCAUUCUUGAUGGGAAGAAAGCCAAAUACGAAUACUUUGACAUUUUAAGGGAUGACGAAGUUAGAGAAGGAUUGAAAACAUUUGCCAAAUGGCCUACUUAUCCGAUGGUGUUCAAUAAUGGAGAAUUGAUCGGUGGAUUGGAUAUAAUCAAAGAAUUGGAUUCAAAUGGUGAAUUGGAUAGUAUCAUUGGUACAGAGGUCUCUGCCUAA